Aspergillus saccharolyticus JOP 1030-1 is the source of this 903-nucleotide messenger RNA. RefSeq lists its product as uncharacterized. The transcript is spliced from 5 exons. NCBI's taxonomy places the organism in Eukaryota, Fungi, Ascomycota, Eurotiomycetes, Eurotiales, Aspergillaceae. The record is from RefSeq and is a predicted model, not a curated record. Bases 1 to 903 code for a protein of 300 amino acids.
AUGGGCGUCCCCCCGGACCACCGGACGACGGGGGGGAUUCUGGCCGAGUACUACCUUCUGACCGCGCUGGCGCUCUUCUGGGUGGCCUUGCGGGUCUGGGUGCGGAUUCGGCUGACGAGGAAUUGGGGAUGGGAUGAUACGUGUAUUGUGCUAGCCUGGCUCCCUCUGUUCGCCGGUCUGGUUCUCAUCCAGAUCGAAGCCAACCUGGGCCUGGGGCGCCAUAUGAUCUAUCUGCAGGAUGCGGAAACCGCUGCCCUCCAGAUCCUCAAAUACAACACCUUCUUUCAGAUGCUCAACGUGCUCUGCACGCUGCUGACCAAGUACUCGAUCAGCUUGUAUCUCCUGCGGAUCCGGGAUGAUCGCCGGCUGCGGCUGGGGCUGGGGGUGUUGAUGCUGCUGAUGACCCUGGCGACCAUCGCGGUCAUCGUGGUGCUGUCGGUCUCCUGCAUUCCCCUGCAGCGUCUGUGGGACAAGUCGGUGCCGGGGACCUGUCUGGCGCUGGCUGCGGUCUACAACGUCGCCUACGUGCAGUCGGGCUUCACCAUCGUGGUCGACCUGUGCCUGACCAUGACACCGAUCAUCGUCCUGUGGGACGUGAAGAUCAAGCGCGGGCGCAAAACGAUGAUUUGCGGCCUGAUGAGUCUGGGGUUGAUUGCCACGGUGUCGAAUGCGCUGCGGAAUGAUUUCCAGUCGGGGUUGACGAGCGCGGAUAUGACUUAUGAUAUGACUGCCGUCAGCGUGGUCGCCAUCCUCGAACUGUCGAGUGGGAUCAUCGCUGCCUGCAUUCCGGCGUGUGCCCCUUUGCUCCGGCGCAAUCCGCCCACCAGCACGAUGGCGCAAUCCACCGCCUACUACGCCCCGCACGCCGGCGGGAGGAGUUUGGGGGGGAUAAAUGGGGGAUGA